UUUCAAGAUUAAGGGAGGGGGGGCCAUUCAUUUUAUUUACAAACUGGCGUAGUUGCGGCAUUGCACUCGCCACUGAAUCGUGGACAUCCGACAUGAUGGACGGCGGAGGCACAGAAUAUUUCAUGAAUAUCUUGUAUUCAGUGGCGGAGGCUUGUAGUCGUCGAACCCGAUGUCGGAUAAGGUAAACCACCAGAGGGCGCCCAAGCACCGCGCUUAUAAUAUUAUUAUGCUUCGACGCCGUUCACUGGUAAAGACAUUGUCGUCAGUGGUCGGUGGUCGGGGGGACGGACAAAAGCCGCGGGACAGCGCGACGGUGGAACGCUUCUUCCCGUGAACCAGGUGUAUGGUAUAAACCGAUUCAUUAUCAAUGGUAUAAAAUCUAACGCAAUCAGGCGACAUUCUCAAUUUUGCUAUAAUAUCCAGUAAUCAGUAUAUUAUUCUACUGAACUAAAUUGAAGUCUGGAAUAUCAAAAUCAAUUAAUUGUCGAAUUUCAAAAUAAAAAUUUAUCUCUUCGACGACUUGAUUCACAAUUGACAAUUAGAGAGUUGGAGUUACUAUUACGAUUUGAUCUUCCAAGAAUCAAUAAGGUUCAGCUUGAAAUUGCUCGAGACAAUUACCAUCUACAAAAAAACUAAAUGAACAAAUCAAAAAUGGUUAUUGGGAUCGCACACCAGAAGAAAAUUAUAGAUUAGAAAUGAUUAGAAAAAAUUUCAAUCCUGAUACAAAGAAUCUAAAGCAAAGAAAAGAUGAAAUUAUGUCGAAAAAGGAUGAUUUUUCACCAAUAAAAAUAUAAUUUUUUAUUUUCUUUUAGUUUGUUUAUUUGUAAUUAAUCAUAGUCUUUAAAAGUAUAAAUAUUACAAUUUUAAAAUGAAUUUAUUUUCUCAAUCUAAAUUAACAUUAAAAUUAAAAAAGCAAAACAGUAACAGUGCAUUACCUACUGAUUCUACAAAUAAAUGCCAAGAUUUAGCAACAAGUGAUUCUGUAAAAUCCGAGUAUAAUAAUUUACCAAAUAAUAGUUUGUUAUCUGAAAAUGAUAGUUUUGUAGAAAUGUUGCAUACUGUACGUCCUCAGGAUGAAAAAACAACUAUGUCACAAAGCGUUUUUAAAACAUCUCCAGUUCAAAAUGUACCUGACGUUAUAAAUGAAAGUAAACAAUGUCCAGUUUGUUUACAAAUGAUUGAUCUCAAAAAUUUCAUUAACCAUGUUAAAUCAUGUGGUACAUCACAUAAUUUAUCAUCUGAAGUACUUAUAAAAGCUGUGGAUCUUCAAGAGCGUCAAACAGCCGAAAGAGAAGCACUAGGACUACCUAAGUUAACAAAAAGUAGAGAUGUUAAAAUAAAAAAAAAGUGUACUAAACAAUCAAAGUUAAAGAUUGGAAAUGAUUCUAAUUUUGAUUUGGCUAUUGCUAUGUCUAUGUCUUUACAAGAGUCCAAAGAAGCUGACAUUAUAAAAGAAUCUGAAAACCUUUUAGAAGCAGGCUUAGAAGCCGAGGCCAUAGAAAAAAGAAAAACAUUGGAAAGCUUUGGUUUUAUAUCAAAUCAGCCAAUUAAAUCCAAAUCUAAGAAUUUUUAUAAAACCAAUUCUUUGUUAUUCAAGCAAACACAAGAAGAUCGCCAGAAAAGAAUUACUGAAAAAGUAGCAAUGAUUCUUAUAGACUGUGAUACAUUAUCACCAGAAACAUCGUUGAAUGACUGUCCCAAUAUAAAAUUAAGAUCCAAAUAUUUAAAUAAAAUAAGAAAUGCUGAUUGUGUACUCUGGAAAAAAUCAUUACUUGAAGAAGAUAAUGUAUUUGAAUUUUAUGUGAAAAAUGUGUCCAAGUUCUUAAGCCCCAGUGAAAGCAAUGGUUUACAAAAUAUUGUUCGAUUUCCUUUACAUGAAGAUACUAUAAAACAGGAACCAAAUACUACAGAUGAGGAAGUCAUUAAUACAUUACAUGCAGUUGUAGAUGAUUCAAAUGUUUUUAAUAAACACGUUACACGUCAUACAAUUGUUGGAAAUAAAACUAUGCCAGAAUAUUCAUCUAAGUGGAAAUCAAUGAUAGGUAGUCAGUUUAUGAGUGAUAUAACUAUCUUUUCCAAAGAUGAACAUGAAAUUCCUGCUCACAUUCUAGUGCUUCAUGUACAGUGCCCUGAUAUUUUAAAUGACAUUAUUACAGAAGAAUCUGAUACACAUAAAUCAAAAAAAAUGGUAAUGUGGUCUGAGUACACUUAUGAAGCAUGCAUGGCAUUCUUAGAACUGAUUUACUCUGGUCAAGAACAAUUAAUAAGUCCAGAGUACAGAAAAGAUUAUUUGCAUUUAGUAACAAAGUACAAUGUUCAAAUAGUUGUAAACGAUGAUGAUGGAAAACAUGGAUGGUUUUCUGAAGAAUAUGAUAAAGUAUCAAAACGUAAAAGUUCAGAAUUAUAUUCUACUGAUAAUAAAAGAUAUAGAGCUCACAGUCCAGAUAUGUUUAUGGCAGAUAAUACAAGUGAAGAAAUAGAUAAUAUGAGUUCUAAUUUUUUAGGAACAACUGUGAAUGAUGAAAAAUCCUUGAGUGUGUUGAAAACUAAACAGUGGUUGUACAAUUGUAACCUAAGUCAACGUCACAAUUCAUCAUUCACAGGAAAUUUAGAUAUUAAUGUUCUACCACAAACUAUUUCACCGAUGAAGAGUCCAGCUCAUUCUUUUCAUAGUGCAUCAACUGUACAUAUUCAACUAACGCCUACGUCUACUGAAAAUGAUUAUAAUAUGGACUCUGAAAGCAACGAUAUACAGAUUAGCUCAACAUUAGAUAUUAGAAAGGUAUCCCCCAAAUUAUUAUCAGUGGAUGAAUCAAGCAUGAAAGCAGACUUAAAGUUGAAUAACAUCAAAAACGUCCCUACUGAUUUAGAAAUUCCUUCGGAUAAAAUUUCUACACUUACUAAUUCUCAUAAAGAACCAGAAUUAAUUACAAUCGUCAGUGAUAGUGACAAUGAAUCGAUAGAUAUGAUUUUGUCUCGUUAUAAUGGUACAUCUCAUGAUAGAAGUAUUAAUCUAUCAAAUGAAAACUAUUGUAGACCUUUUCAAGCAAGCGUUAAGAGAAUGAAAAAUAUAUUUCCAUUUAACUCAGUUGAUAAAAGUAAUGCUAUAAGUGUUAUUGAGUUAAAUGAUAGUAGCUUAGAUUCAAUUCAUUCAGUUAGUACAAAUAUAGUACAUCAAAGAAAUUGCAAUACUAAAUUUGGCAAUUCUUUUGUUAACAAGUCCACUACUUCAACAUCAAGAACUAAGACAUUCAUAAAUAUUGAUGAUGAAAUUUCCACUGUACCAAUGUUUCCUUUCACAAAUAGUACUAAUGCUCAAAUUCCAUCUUCAAGUAAUACAAAUUUUAUAGACCUAAUAAAUGAUAGUAGCUCAGAUUCUAUCUUUACAAUUGAUAAGAUAAAAAAUGACAGUUUAUUGACAUCAUUUUCAACAUUGCCAUUGAAUGAUAAUGCUCAACAAAAUUGUCAAAAUUGUUCAACUCCCCUUGCAAAUGUACUGAGGAAAAUGAAUUCUCCAAGUCAUGACAAUUUAGCUACAAAAUUUGAAACAGACAAUUGUGUAUCGAAUGCGUCACCAUUAAAAGAAGAUGCCAUGAGGUCAAAUUGUUCAUAUCCAAUUAGCGAUGGAGAUUAUUAUGCAAACAGUAAUACAAAAACAAAUGAAGACUUCUGUUCAACAAAUUUUUCAAGCAAUACAAUUUUAUCUAAAUGUAGUAAUUCAAAAUUAUUAUCUAAAUCUACUGAGCAAUUAUUUCAAUGUAACGAUAUGCCAUCGACAUUUUUAAACACUUCACCAAUCAAUAAUGUAGAAAACAGUGAUAAUAUCAGUAAUACAAUAUGGUCCGAUAAGAAAAAUAUAAAAUCACCUUCUAAUAAUUAUGUCGAUUCUCUAGUAAACAUAAAAGAACCUGUUGAUUUAACUACAUGUUUAUUAAGUGAAUACAUGCAUACUUCAUUUAGUUCUCAAACUGAAACUGUUCAACUACCUAAUACAUCACAAAUAACUACAUCAAAUGAAAAAGAUGAUGAUCAAAAUAAAUCAUCCUAUGAACAAAUAAUUGACGAUCCGUGGAUGGACUAUAAUGAUUGGCAACCAGUUAAUAUUAGUCCUCAAUAUGUGUCACCAGUUUUAUCGGAAAAAAAUUCUCCGGUCUUAGUAAAUGACUCUGAAGUAUUAUCAACACCUCAAAAAAUAGUAAAUCAUAUUAAUAUGGAUUUACAAACUUCUCCACCAAUUAUUUCAAGUAAUGUCGUUAUAGUAAAUCAUCAAAUGAAAAAUGCAGUAACACCAAAUAAAUACGGCAGUAGAAUAAGUACUCCAAAGAGUUUACGCAGGGUUCAAUCAGAAUCUGUCAUUGGAACUAAUGGACAAAUAUCACCUUUGCCAAAUUUUAGUGCAAUGAAAACACCAGAUUUAAGAAAAGAAUUUGAACGUUAUGGGCUUAAAGAUCUCGGAAGGCGCAAAGGAAAACUUAUAUUAAGACAUAUCUAUGAUGUAACUCAUCCUAAAUAUGAUUCUGAAGAAGCAAAAUGUGUUGGAGACUCUGAACAGUAUUCUGAUUCUUCAGAUAGUUCAGAACCUGGAAUGCCUUAUUAUGAAGCUGGAGAUUACGACGAACUGGAAACUUUUAGUCAAACAAAUUUAUCAAAUAAAACUUCAAUAGAUAUGGGUUUUAAAGAUUUGCUCAGAGUCAAUGAAGAUCUUCAUAAAAAGAUUUUGUGUUAUGAACCUAUAUGGAUUGAAGAACUGAAAGAUGAUUUAAAACAGUACAAUGUAAACAUUAGUAUGCAAAAACUCAUGACGUUCUUGGAUGAUAAAGUAAAAUAUUUAUUAAAAUUUAAAAUUGUGUGUCAUUUCGUUCCAAGUCAAUAAAUGAUCAGAGGAAAAAAUUAGCAGCAAAAAAAAAUACCAAAAGAAAGAAAUUAUUUUAAAUUAUUGAAUUGUUACUGUGUUUUUUGACAUAUUUUCUUGUUUGUAUAAUAUUGGUGUUAAAUAAAUAAUUGAUGUAUUAUAAUGUAUUUAUCAUUUAUUAGUUAUAAAAAAUAAUAAUAAAAACCAAUUACAGUCAUAAAUAA
Metopolophium dirhodum (rose-grain aphid) is the source of this 5076-nucleotide messenger RNA. RefSeq lists its product as uncharacterized. Bases 869 to 4873 code for a protein of 1334 amino acids. Gene Ontology annotation, cellular component: Slx1-Slx4 complex; nucleus. Gene Ontology annotation, molecular function: enzyme binding. NCBI's taxonomy places the organism in Eukaryota, Metazoa, Arthropoda, Insecta, Hemiptera, Aphididae. The transcript is spliced from 12 exons. Gene Ontology annotation, biological process: resolution of meiotic recombination intermediates; meiotic DNA double-strand break processing; interstrand cross-link repair. The record is from RefSeq and is a predicted model, not a curated record.